Molecule: messenger RNA, 912 nt
Organism: Cyphellophora europaea CBS 101466
Lineage: Eukaryota; Fungi; Ascomycota; Eurotiomycetes; Chaetothyriales; Cyphellophoraceae
Exons: 2
Coding region: 1-912 (303 amino acids)
Cellular component (GO): cytoskeleton
Molecular function (GO): actin filament binding
Source: RefSeq, a predicted model, not a curated record
AUGGCACCUUCAGUCGCAGAGAUAGCCCCGGCGCCAGGGACGACACUGCCCACCUCCAUCAAAAACCCUGUCUCUGAGCCGACCACACGCUUGGUCAACCCGCCAGCGGUCCAGAGCCUCGGCAGGAAAAAGAACGGUGAUUUACUCAAGAUCAGAGAGUAUCCCAAGUUCGAUAAUCUCGAGGAUGAGCGGCUAUAUCGUAAACAGCACCUCGCUGCCGCAUUCCGUGUUUUCGCCGACCGUGGCUUUGACGAGGGAGUCGCCGGGCACAUCUCGGUCCGCGACCCAAUCCUGACAGACCACUUUUGGCUGAACCCUCUCUCCAUGCACUUCUCACUGAUCAAAGUCUCGGACCUCAUCCUCGUUGACGAGAACGGCCUGGUGGUCGAAGGCGACGAGCCCAUCAACAGUGCCGCCUUCGCCAUCCAUUCGGAGAUCCACAAGGCGCGGCCAGAUGUCCACGCGGCCUGUCACGCGCACAGUGUGCACGGUAAAGCCUUUGCCGCCUUUGGCCGCGAGCUCGAGAUGCUCACACAGGACUCGCUGCGCUUCUACAGAAGCCACGGCGUCUACCGCGAUUUCAAGGGCGUGGUGCUCGACAGCGAGGAGGGUAAGCGCAUCGCACGUGCUUUGGGCGAUGGCAAGGCUGCUAUCUUGCAGAACCAUGGCUUGUUGACUGUCGGACAGAGCGUCGAUGAGGCGGCGUUUUGGUUCAUUAGUUUGGACAAGACAUGCCAUGCGCAGCUGCUGGCGGAUGCGGCGUCGGCAGGCGGGUACAAGAAGAUCCUCAUCGACGAUGAGGAGGCUGCAUACUCGGCGCCGCAGGUAGGGGGGCCGGAGAAGGGCUGGUUGGCGUUCCAGCCAUACUACGAUGAGCAGGUGGCCAAGACCAAGGGCGACUUCUUGAAUUAG